GUUGGGAACUGGUAGGGAGUGCGGGUGGAGCAGGCCUGAGGCAAAAGUUUCUCGAGCCCCAGGAUGAGGGUGCGCCUGGGCGGUAGGAACGCUUGGGACAAGUGCUGAAGGGAGCACGCCAACGAGCGGGGCCCCGGCGCAUCACAUCAGCCGCCCGGGUGCUUUAGUCGCGUCACUGCUCUGGACCCCGCCCGCUUAUCCGCUGCCUCUCCUCAGGACCAUAAUCAUGAUGCUGCUCCAUCCCAAGCCUGGCAGGUUACAAAACGGCUUUCCUAUUCUUCCGCUCUUGUGAUUCCCGCUCCCGCCCAACGAUGUGGACGCUGUCAUCGCCUCCACUUUACAGAUGGGAAAGCUAAGGCCCAGAGAAGCGAGGUGACUUUUAUCUGUCCAGGGCCACGCGCACUUCGGAGGCCAUAGCACACAAGUUGGUGGUGAUGACAGAGCCCUUGUUGGACUCACAGCCAGCCAACAGUGCUGGAGAGAUGGAUGGACUGUGCCCUGAGCUAUUGCUGAUCCCCCCACCUCUCUCUAACCGUGGACUCCUGGAGCCUGUCCAGAGCCCCUGUCCUUCUGGAAACCCUCCACCUUUGCCUGCUGACCCAGGCUGCCUGCUGGUAGAGGCCACAGCAACUGAAGAGGACACAGGGAAUAUGGAGAUCAUUGUGGAAGCAGUAGCUGGAAACCUGUCCCCAAGUGCUCCUGGAGAGACCCCAGGUGUCCUGGUAAAGGUGGUGGAGGUGUACUUCUGUGAGCACUGUGAGCAGAGCUUCGCAGAGCCCGCUCUGCUGGCCCUGCACCAGUGCACUGAGACCAUUAUACAGCCUGUGCAUGGCCUCACUAGCCCCCCAUGCUCUGUAGAGCUGCCCCGCAGCAACCUCACUCUUCCUGGCCCUCUACAGGGCCAGAGCCCACCAAAUAGCCCCCUGCCAUGCCCUGUGUGUAGACAGGAGUUUGCCCAACCUCAGGCCCUGAAGAGCCACUUCAAGAUUCACCGGGGCACUCCCGACACCUUCUCCUGCCCAGAGUCUGGCUGUGUGUUCUCCGCUCAAGAUCGCAAGGGUCUACAGCACCACCUGAGGCAGACCCACAGAGCGCUUCCUGUGCCCUGUUCUUUCCGGGGCUGCCCCCUGCUCUUCGGGAGCCAGCAGGGCAUGGAGCUGCACCGGCAGGCCCAUUAUCCUUUCCACUGCAACCACUGCAGCUUCGUGGGCUCCAACAUCAAACUCUUCCGGCAGCAUCAGCGGAGCCAUGGAGCCGGGACACAGGGAGGACUGUCUGCUGUUCAGGGUCUUCCAUCCCAGGAGCUGCUGCCAGCUCCCAGACUGUCCCCAGGAGAGGGAGAGCCUUCAGAGGAAGCAGGAACACCCAUGCCUGGGCAGGAUUCAGCUGAAGAGGAGGACGUAGAGGAAGAAGAAGAGAGUGGCAGCCAGAAGAACUCUCAGAAAGCCCUGGGGAAAGGCCAGGGGGCUCAGCAAUUGGAGGGGGAUGCGGCUUCUGGCACCGAGUCUCUCUUCAAGACCCACAUGUGUCCAGAAUGCAAGCGCUGCUUCAAGAAGCGGACCCAUCUGGUGGAGCACCUACAUCUUCACUUCCCAGACCCCAGUCUCCAGUGCCCCAACUGCCAAAAGUUCUUCACUAGUAAGAGCAAGCUCAAGACCCACCUGCUGCGGGAGCUGGGCCAGAAGGCCCACCGCUGCCCACUGUGCCACUACAGCGCAGUGGAGAGGAAUGCACUCAACCGCCACAUGGCCAGCAUGCAUGAGGACAUUUCCAACUUCUACUCAGAUACCUAUGCCUGUCCUGUCUGCCGUGAGGAGUUCCGCCUCAGCCAGGCCCUUAAGGAGCACCUCAAGAGCCACACCGCGGCAGCAGCAGCAGAGCCGCUGUCCCUCCACUGCUUUCAGGAGGGCUGCAGCUUUGCGGCACCUGACCGGAAGGCCUUCGUAAAGCACCUGAAGGAGACCCACGGGGUGCGGGCCGUGGAGUGCCGCCAUCACUCGUGUCCCAUGCUCUUCGCUACGGCGGAAGCCAUGGAGUCCCACCACAAAAGCCACUAUGCCUUCCACUGCCCCCACUGCGACUUCGCCUGCUCCAACAAGCACCUGUUCCGCAAACACAAGAAGCAGGGCCACCCUGGCAGUGAAGAGCUGCGCUGCACCUUCUGCCCGUUUGCCACCUUCAACCCGGUGGCCUACCAGGACCACGUGGGCAAGAUGCAUGCUCAUGAGAAGAUCCACCAGUGUCCUGAGUGCAACUUUGCCACUGCCCACAAGAGGGUGCUUAUCCGCCACAUGCUGCUGCAUACCGGCGAGAAACCGCACAAGUGUGAGCUGUGCGACUUCACCUGCCGAGAUGUAAGCUACCUAUCCAAGCACAUGCUGACCCACUCCAACACCAAGGAUUACAUGUGCACUGAGUGUGGCUAUGUCACCAAGUGGAAGCACUACCUCAGUGUGCACAUGCGGAAACACGCAGGGGACCUCAGAUACCAGUGCAACCAGUGCUCCUAUCGCUGCCACCGGGCUGAUCAGCUGAGUAGCCACAAGCUGCGGCACCAGGGCAAGUCCCUGAUGUGUGAAGUGUGUGCCUUUGCUUGCAAGCGGAAGUAUGAGCUGCAGAAGCACAUGGCUUCCCAGCACCACCCCGGAACGCCAGCCCCUCUCUACCCCUGCCGCUACUGCAGCUACCAGAGCCGCCACAAGCAGGCGCUGCUGAGCCAUGAGAACUGUAAGCAUACCCGCCUCCGCGAGUUCCGCUGCGCCCUCUGUGACUACCGCACCUUCAGCAACACCACCCUCUUCUUCCACAAGCGCAAGGUCCAUGGUUAUGUGCCUGGGGACCAAGUCUGGCAGCUCCGCUGUGCCAGCCAGGAGCCAGAGGAUGCCACGCAGUGCCCAACACCCUCACCAGACUCAGAGCGGUCAAGCCAGCUGUCUGCCCAGCCUGAGGGGCCAGACCAUGACCCUGGGACUAUGGUGGACCCCAGCUUGGACCAGGCCCUGCCAGAGGUCAGCGAGGAAGACAGUGCCAGGAGACAGGACAGCAAUGAGGUUUCCCAAGGGGAUGACCUGGUUGGCAGCCCCAGUCCAGCGGCGGUGGAUGAAGGCAGCUGCACACUACACUUAGAGGCCCUGGGAGUGGAACUGGAACCUGUGGCCGACCCACCCCUUGAGGAGAUCACUGAAACUGCCCCCGUGGAGUUCAGGCCUCUGGAUCCCUCUGGGCCCCUGAGCCUAGAAGGGCCAGAUAGAACUUUGACAGAGUUGUCUACCUUUGAAAGUGCUGGAACUUCUGGCAUGAGUGUUGAAGAAGAGCCCAUUCUGGAAAAGCCAGACUCUGAGCCCCCUAGAAAUCCUCCUUCCUCAGAGGAGCCCCCUAACAGAUGGAUGGGAACCUUGAAGGCAACUCCACCCACCGAGACAGCACCCCUGCCCCAGUUCCCUGAAUCAGAGUCAUUACUCAAGGCCCUAAGGAAGCAGGACAAAGAACAGGCAGAGGCGCUGGUGUUGGAGGGGCGGGUUCAGAUGGUAGUGAUACAGGGAGAGGGGCGGGCUUUCCGUUGCCCGCACUGCCCUUUCAUCACCCGCCGGGAGAAGGCCCUGAAUCUGCACUCCAGGACUGGGUGCCAGGGCCGCCGAGAGCCCCUGCUGUGUCCUGAGUGUGGGGCCAACUUCAAGCAACAGCGUGGCCUCAGCACCCACCUGCUGAAGAAGUGCCCUGUUCUGCUCAGAAAGAACAAGGGCUUGCCCAGACCAGAUUCACCCAUCCCUCUGAAUCCUCUGCCCUCAGACACCCAGGCCUCAGAGGACGCAGAAGGUGGGAAGCCCCCACCUGCACCAUUAGAAGUAGAGGUUUUGCUAGCAAAAGAUGCUCCUUCUGAGCUUCCUGGAGAGCCAGAAAAGACAGAAGAGCCUCGUGCCACUCUCUCUGGCUCCACAGCCCUUCCUGCAGUAAACUCCUCACCCACAGAGGCCCCUGAGAAGUUCCGCUUUGAGCAGGGCAAAUUUCACUGCAACUCCUGCACAUUCCUUUGUUCUCGGCUCUCCUCCAUUACCUCUCAUGUGGCUGAAGGCUGCCGGGGUGGCCGUGGUGGGGGAGGAAAGCGAGGAGCCUCCCAGACCCAGCCUGUUGUGUCCCCACUAAGCAGCGGGGACUCUGCUCCCCUAAGCAGUGGAGAUACAGAGUGUGGCCCUGGUGAUGGAGAUACGGCUCUGGUUCCAAAGCAGAAGGGGGCUCGCUUCUCCUGCCCCACGUGCCCCUUUAGCUGCCAGCAGGAGCGGGCUCUGAGGACUCACCAGACCCGGGGCUGCCCCCUUGAGCCAUCUGGAGAGCUGCACUGUGGCCUCUGCCCGUUCACUGCUCCUGCUGCUGCUGCCCUGAGGCUCCACCAGAAGCGGAGGCACCCCACUGCAGCCCCGGCCCGCAGCCCCCGGCCCCCUCUUCAAUGUGGGGACUGUGGCUUCACCUGUAAACAGAGCCGGUGCCUACAGCAGCACCGGCGGCUCAAGCAUGAGGGAGUGAAGCCACAUCAAUGCCCUUUCUGUGACUUUUCCACCACCAGGCGGUACCGGUUGGAAGCUCACCAGUCCCGACACACAGGUAUUGGCCGCAUCCCUUGUAGCUCCUGUCCCCAGACAUUUGGUACCAACUCAAAACUGCGCUUGCACCGGCUGAGGGUACAUGACAAAACACCCACCCACUUCUGUCCUCUCUGUGACUAUAGUGGCUACCUUCGCCAUGACAUCACUCGCCAUGUCAACAGCUGCCACCAGGGCACCCCAGCCUUUGCCUGCCCCCAGUGUGAGGCCCAGUUCAGCUCUGAGACGGCACUCAAGCAGCAUGCUCUGCGCCGGCAUCCCGAGCCGGCACCGCAAGCCCCUGGCUCUCCCACAGAGGCCACCGAGGGCCCCCUGCACUGCUCCCGCUGUGGGUUGCUGUGCCCCAGCCCCGCCAGCCUGCGAGGCCACACCCGGAAACAGCACCCACGGCUUGAAUGUGGGGCCUGUCAGGAGGCCUUCCCCAGCCGGCCAGCACUGGAUGAGCACCGGAGGCAGCAGCAUUUCAGCCACCGCUGCCAGCUCUGUGACUUUGCUGCCCGGGAGCGGGCAGGCCUGGUGAAGCACUACUUGGAACAGCAUGAGGAGACUUCAGCAGCAGCAGCAGCAGCAGCCUCAGCUGAGGAUGGAGAUGCUGGCCAGCCCCCCUUGCGCUGCCCCUUUUGUGACUUUGCGUGCCGCCAUCAGCUGGUGCUGGACCACCACGUGAAAGGGCAUGGGGGUACCCGGCUCUACAAGUGCACUGACUGUGCUUACAGCACCAAGAACCGGCAGAAGAUCACCUGGCAUAGUCGCAUCCACACUGGGGAAAAGCCUUACCGUUGUCACCUCUGUCCCUAUGCCUGUGCUGACCCUUCUCGCCUCAAGUACCAUAUGCGGAUUCACAAGGAGGAACGGAAGUAUCUCUGCCCUGAUUGUGGCUACAAGUGCAAGUGGGUCAACCAGCUCAAGUACCACAUGACCAAGCACACAGGACUGAAGCCAUACCAGUGCCCUGAGUGUGAGUACUGUACCAACCGGGCUGACGCACUGCGAGUGCACCAGGAGACGCGCCACCGGGAAGCUCGGGCCUUCAUGUGUGAACAGUGCGGCAAGGCCUUCAAGACGCGCUUCCUACUGCGCACCCACCUCCGCAAGCACAGCGAGGCCAAGCCCUACGUGUGCAACGUGUGCCACCGCGCUUUCCGCUGGGCCGCGGGCCUCCGCCAUCACGCCCUCACACACACCGACCGCCACCCCUUCUUCUGCCGCCUCUGCAGCUACAAGGCCAAGCAGAAAUUCCAGGUGGUCAAGCACGUGCGCAGGCACCACCCUGACCAGGCUGACCCAAACCAAGGCGUGGGCAAAGACCCCACCACCCCCACAGUGCACCUGCAUGAUGUGCAGUUGGAGGACCCCAGCCCUCCUGCUCCUGCUGCUCCCCAAACUGGACCUGAGGGCUGAGAGUGCCUUCCCUGCCCACCGCCCCCCCACCAUUCCCCAAACUUCCCAGACAAGAAGAGGGUGUGAGCCAAGAUGUGCAGACUGGAACCAGAGCUAGCCUGAGGAGCUCAGAGCAGAAGGAAGGGCUGGCGUCAGGGUGUCAGAGGCUGGAACCCUCCUGGGACUCUGGAUGUAGUACUUGGAAGUUGACAUAAAAGACAUGGACCACA
This is a messenger RNA of Vicugna pacos (alpaca), 6208 nucleotides long. Lineage: Eukaryota; Metazoa; Chordata; Mammalia; Artiodactyla; Camelidae. The record is from RefSeq and is a predicted model, not a curated record.